AUGCUGGAGGAGCCGGAGUGCGGGGCGCCGGGCGCCAGGGGAGCGGCCGCAGCCAUGGAUUGCAAAGACAGACCAGCUUUUCCAGUUAAGAAGUUAAUACAAGCCCGUCUUCCAUUCAAGCGCCUGAAUCUUGUCUCAAAGGAGAAAGCCGAUGACGCGUCAUUCGACAUGAGAAGCUCUCCCAGUGCUUCUGUGCAAAGUAAACACCCUAAUUUAGAAAACUCUUUGGACAACUUGGAGAAUGACUGUUCUGUGGUUUCUGACAUAGACUUUGGAGCAAAACUUGUCAAUGGGAAGGGUCCCUUAGAUAACUUUUUAAGAAGUAGAAUAGAAACCAGUAUUGGCCAGAACACAGUCAUAAUUGAUUUGACUGAAGACUCGAGUGACCAACCAGACAGUUCCUCGGACCAUGAUAACCUAAGUCCCCAAGUCUCUCCCUCCAGGGAGGCUGUCAGCAGGGCCAGAGAAGAAGGUGGAGAUCAGCAGGGGCUGUUGAAGACCAUUCAGAACAAGUUGGCAUUUCCUGGAGAGACCCUUUCAGAGCUUCCUUGCAAGACUGAGGAGGAGGAUGUUGACUCUGGAGGUAUAGAGAGGAACGGCACCUCACAGGAGUGCUCACGGCAAAGCUGCCCCGAGCUGGCAGUUGGUUUGAGAUCAUGCUCUGGGAAGGAACAGGAUGGCUGGAGUGAAGCUGGGGGCAUCCUGUUCAAAGGCAAAGUGCCCGUGGUGGUCUUACAGGAUAUCCUGGCUGUGAAAUCUCCCCGAGCCAAGUCUCCUCCGACAACACCUCUGGACAAGAGCAUGACCUCAGAGGAGAGCGAGGUGCAGUCUUGCCCUGAGGAGGACUCUGCCCUUAGUCAUUCAUCCCUGAGCUCUUCCUCUCCUACCAGCUCACCUGAGGGGCGCUGUGUUCCCGAGAAACUGCACAGCAGUAGCAGUCCCAUCCCUACCUCCAUGCCUAUCCACAGAAAAACUAAGAAAUGCGUCACAGGUUCUACAGAGAAGAACAAGAUGAGACUGCAAAGAAAUCUUGAGCAGCUGGGCAGGCGGCUCAAGUUACGCGCAGAAAAGGAGGAAAAGGAGAAGCUGAGAGAAGAGGCCAAACGAGCCAAGGAGGAGGCCAGAAAGAAGAAGGAGGAGGAGAAGGAGCUGAAAGAAAAGGAGAGGCGAGAGAAACGGGAGAAGGACGAGAAGGAGAAGGCGGAAAAGCAGCGAAUCAAGGAAGAGAGGCGCAAGGAGCGGCGGGAGGCGCUGGAGGCGAAACUCGAGGAGAAAAGGAAAAAGGAAGAGGAGAAACGGUUAAGAGAAGAGGAAAAGCGCAUUAAGGCAGAGAAAGCUGAAAUCACGAGGUUCUUUCAGAAACCAAAGACUCCACAGGCCCCGAAGACCCUGGCUGGCUCCUGUGGGAAGUUUGCCCCCUUUGAAAUUAAAGAGCACAUGGUUCUUGCCCCUUGGUGUCGGACCACCUUCGAUCAAGACCUCUGUGAUCAGUUAGACCAGCUCCUCCAGCAGCAGAGUGGCGAGUUCUCCUACUUGAAAGAUCUCAAAGGCCGGCAGCCUCUCAGGUCUGGACCCACCAGGUUUUCCAGCCAGAACAUGGACAUUUUUAACAGCGAUGUCGUGAUCGUGGAGAGCAGUAAAGGGGACAGUGUUCCCGACAGGAAGAAGUUUGGCAGGAUGAAGCUCCUGCAGUUUUCCGAGAACCACCGACCCGCUUACUGGGGGACAUGGAAUAAGAAGACGAUGGUCGUCCACCCGAGGGACCCCUGGGCCCAAGACCGAAAACUCCUCGACUAUGAGGUGGACAGUGAUGAGGAGUGGGAAGAGGAGGAGCCCGGGGAAUCCCUGUCCCACAGCGAAGGGGAUGAUGAUGAUGAAGUGGGAGAAGAUGAAGAUGAGGAUGAUGGCUUUUUUGUGCCCCAUGGGUACCUGUCUGAGGACGAAGGCGUGACUGAGGAAUGCGCUGACCCAGAGAACCACAGGGUUCGCCAGAAACUGAAGGCCAAGGAGUGGGAUGAGUUUUUAGCCAAGGGGAAGAGGUUCCGUGUCCUCCAGCCCGUGAAGAUCGGUUGCGUGUGGGUGGCCGACAGGGACAGCUGCACCAGUGCCGACCUGAAGGUGCUGCAGCAGUUCACGGCGUGCCUCCUGGAGACGGUGCCCCCUGAGGAGGAGCAGACGCCCAAGGCCUCCAAGAGGGAGAAGAGGGACCAGCAAAUCCUGGCCCAGCUGCUUCCGCUGCUGCACGGCAACGUGAACGGGAGCAAGGUGAUCAUCCGGGAGUUUCAGGAGCGCUGCCGCCGAGGCCUGCUCAGCAAGGACACCAGCAGCCCCCCAAGCCCCUCGUCUUCCCGCCCGCAGACGCCCACCACUGGCGAGGGGGCUGCCGUGCCCUCCAAGGCCAGGCUCAAGCGGAUCAUUUCCGAGAACUCUGUGUACGAGAAGAGGCCUGACUUCAGGAUGUGCUGGUACGUCCACCCGCAGGUGCUGAAGAACUUUGACCAGGAGCACCUUCCUGUACCAUGCCAGUGGAGCUAUGUCACCAUGGUGCCCUCAGCCCCCAGAGAGGACAGUGUUGGUGUCCCUGCCUCGGGGCCUAGCCAGGGCACGCCUGUGUCUCUAAAGAGGAAGUCAGCAGGCAGCAUGUGCAUCACCCAGUUCAUGAAGAAGCGCAGGCACGAUGGGCAGGUUGGAGCUGAGGACAUGGACGGCUUCCAGGCGGACACGGAGGAGGAGGAGGAAGAGGAGGGUGACUGUAUGAUCGUGGACAUCCCAGACGUUGGGGAGGUCCAGGCCUCAUGUGGAGCUGCUUCCGGAGCUGGGGGUGCCAUGGGAAUGGACACCAGCGACAGCCCCCUGCCUGUGAGCCCUCUGAGCACCUCCUGAGAGCGUCCCCACCAGGCCGAGCUGGUGCAUGUAUGUAGAAUGGUUAGGGCCCCCUCGAACGCGGAUCAGAUACUUGAACAUUCUCCCGAUUCCUGUGUAAAGAGCACUUUGUACUGCUUCACAGACCUCCCGGAGGUUUGGAAAGUUUUAUAUAGGAUGCUUGAUUAGUUCUUGACCUUUGUAAAAAACUUCCCAAAAAAGCUGCAUAUUAACCUGCCUUUUAAUAAAGCAUUAUUGAAACAUAAUGAGUUAUAGGGGAAGCCUGCUCACGCCCAGUAGGCACGUGACCAGUGCUGGGAUUGACACUUGUAAAUGAAUUGAAGCUCCCGAGACGCCCGCCCACCGUGGGCACAUGUGACGCGGCUUCGGGCCCCCCCGUGAAGUGUAUAAACUUAUUCUCCAGCCCUGA
This is a messenger RNA of Galeopterus variegatus (Sunda flying lemur), 3292 nucleotides long. RefSeq names its product chromatin assembly factor 1, subunit A (p150) (gene CHAF1A). Gene Ontology annotation, biological process: nucleosome assembly. The record is from RefSeq and is a predicted model, not a curated record. NCBI's taxonomy places the organism in Eukaryota, Metazoa, Chordata, Mammalia, Dermoptera, Cynocephalidae. Gene Ontology annotation, cellular component: nucleus; CAF-1 complex. The transcript has 15 exons. The coding region runs from base 1 to 2883 and encodes 960 amino acids.